ACUGCAGCUGCGGGGAACUUCCUCUACUAGUAAAGGCUUCGUCUGUCUAGGCUUCUUCAGCCCUUCAGCUCCCGGCAUUCCCUUCUCUACGACAUACAUUUUAAUGCCACCUACAAUCCACUUUUCAUACCAACCUUUUACCCAAACCACCCACUCCCCACCAUGACCACUAGACCCCAGUCGCUCUCCCUCUGGGAGAAAGUGGAUCUUAUUCCCGGCCAGCUAGCCGUCCUGGGCUCUGUGCUCUAUACCGCUGUCACAGGCAUCUUCCGCGGAGAAAGUGGCGCAAAAGAAUACGCUCUUCACAUUGGUAACGCAGCGAUCAGGAAAAUGCUCGAUAGAUUUAGCGUAGCACAGCUUCAGUACCUAAGCGGACCCACAAACUCCAUCUACGAGACAUCCCUAAACAAGAAGGGCCACCAACCAGAAACAGUCCCUCUCAAACAUGGUGCCCAAGGCCACUGGAUAGGAAAUAAGAAUGCCAAGAACGUCAUCAUCUACUACCACGGCGGCGGAUUCGCCCUCGCCUGCGCCCCCGGCCACAUCACCUUCUACAACACCCUAAUCAACACUCUAAAUGCAGAAGGCCACGAUAUAGCCCUCUUCCUACUAACGUACACUCUCACCCCGCACGCCGUCUACCCAACCCAACUGCGCCAGGCCGUCGAAGCCCUCCGCUACAUCCUCACCGACACCCACCGCGAUCCGAGCACCGUCAUCGUUGGCGGCGACUCCGCAGGCGGGAAUCUGGCCCUAGCCGUCCUCCUGCAUCUGUCGCAUCCGCACCCGGAAAUCACCCCGCUGGGCGAUAUUGCGCCGCUAGCGGGGGUUUUUGCGUUUGCGCCGUGGGUGAGUUUCGCUCAUGAGGGUGUCUCUAUGCGGGAGAAUCGGGGUAAGGAUGUCAUUGGGGCGGAGGUGCUAGAUUCCUGGUCUACUGUUUAUUUAGGGGAGCAGGGGACUGAGGGGGAUGCGUGGAGCGAGCCUAAUCGGGCGCCAGGGGAGUGGUGGAGGGGGGCAAAGGUGAAGGAGGUGUUGUUUUUGGCGGGGAGGGACGAGGUGCUAUUUGAUAGGAUUGAUGCGUUUGUGGAGAAGUUUCGGGCGGUGGUACCGAACACGACGUAUGUUGUGGCACAUGGGGAAACUCAUGUUGCACCGGUGUACGGGGCCAGUUUUCUACGUGAGACGCAGCAGGGAAGUGGGUUGAGAGAGUGGUUGCGGUCUCGUCUUUAGUGCGUUGGCUGUGAGCAGCUAUCAGAUGAUCCUUGUAUCUUUUGUAUGUACACUUGGGUAUCUAGCGUGGGUGUGCAGGCCAGAAGUGAAAGGGAGAGACACGAAUCAACUACAUC
Messenger RNA from Aspergillus alliaceus, 1346 nucleotides. Its product is annotated as putative 6-hexanolactone hydrolase. The record is from RefSeq and is a predicted model, not a curated record. The transcript is spliced from 4 exons. Bases 163 to 1230 code for a protein of 355 amino acids. Gene Ontology annotation, molecular function: hydrolase activity. NCBI's taxonomy places the organism in Eukaryota, Fungi, Ascomycota, Eurotiomycetes, Eurotiales, Aspergillaceae.